AUGGCGCUGGAUAUGAACAUACAGGAAUUGUUGGUUAUCGGAGAUUCCGAUCUGCUCAUCAAUCAAGCAACUUCCCACAAAUCAGUGACCAAGAAAGUUAUGGUUGACUUCGUCGAGAACAAUCUGAUAUGUCGUUUCGGUGUGCCAGAAUCUAUCAUCAUUGACAAUGGCGUCAAUCUGAAUAGCCAUUUGAUGAAAGACAUCAGUGAACAAUUCAAAUUCACUCACAAGAACUCUACCGCCUACCGGCCGCAGAUGAAUGGAGUCGUAGAAGCUGCCAAUAAGAACAUCAAAAGGAUUUUGAGGAAGAUGGUCGACAACUACAAGUAUUGGCACGAGCAGCUGCCUUAUGCGCUGUUGGGAUAUGGGACAGCGAAUAGAACUUCAACCGGGGAAACCCCAUACCUUCUCGUUUAUGGUACGGAAGCGGUCAUACCCGCAGAAGUAGACAUCCCUCCACUCAGAAUUAUCCAAGAGGCAGAACUGAAAGAUGCAGAAUGGGUCAGGAACCGUUAUUAA
Lycium barbarum (goji berry) is the source of this 519-nucleotide messenger RNA. RefSeq lists its product as uncharacterized. Gene Ontology annotation, biological process: DNA integration. The record is from RefSeq and is a predicted model, not a curated record. NCBI's taxonomy places the organism in Eukaryota, Viridiplantae, Streptophyta, Magnoliopsida, Solanales, Solanaceae. The transcript has 2 exons. Gene Ontology annotation, molecular function: nucleic acid binding. The coding region runs from base 1 to 519 and encodes 172 amino acids.